GCCCAAGGCGAGCGGACGGGCUUCGGGGUCCUACUGCCGCCGGCUUCAUGGCUCUGCUUGGCGUUCUCCUCGCCUCCUGGCUGCUCUUCUUCCUUCGGGGUCCGGCACAAGGUGCCCACAAGGUCUUUGGCGACACCGACCAGGUGCGCAUGACCUCCGAAGGCUCCGACUGCCGCUGCAAGUGCAUCCUGCGCCCGCUCAGCAAAGACGCCUGCAGCCGCCUGAAGGAGGGCAGCGUCCGGGUGGAGGACUUCUACACCGUGGAGACGGUCAGCUCCGGGGGCGACUGCCGCUGCUCCUGCACGGCCCCGCCAACCUCCCUCAACCCCUGCGAGAACGAGUGGAAGAUGGAGAAGCUGAAGAAGCAGGCCCCCGAGCUCCUCAAGCUGCAGUCCAUGGUCGACCUGCUGGAGGGAACGCUCUACAGUAUGGACAUGAUGAAGGUCCAUUCAUACAUCAACAAGGUGGUGGCACAGAUGAACACGCUUGAGGAGAGCAUCAAGACCAACCUCAGCCGCGAGAACGACUUCAUGAAGGAGAGCGUCUUGCACCUGAGCAACCAGAUGAAGCGCUACGAGAACUAUUCGGACAUCAUGAUGGGCAUCAAGAAAGAACUCUCCAGCCUGGGUUACCAGCUGCUGCAGAAGGAUGCUGCUCCGGCCCCGGAGCACAAAGUCCAGGACACAUCAGGAGCCAAAGGCAAGGAUGGGACUGGGAAAUAUUCCGGCUCUCGGAAGAGCCUGGGGGACAAAUCAACGGCGAGGGCCUCCAAGGAGAAGCAUCCCAAAGCUGAGAGACCGAGGAAGGAGAGCGGGAAAAGCCGCACAGCUGUGGCACAGCCGACCGCCAAGCCCAAGUCCCCAGGACAUCAGCAAGCGCUCAGCCGGGGAAUCACUUACUACAAGGCUGGUCAUCGGGAGGAAGCGGAGGAGCUUGUGAGCAGCCGGGAGUCUUCCAUGAAGGGAGCCACCCAUGAGGAACAGCACGAGGAGAGCAAAGGCUCUGAGUCCACCCACUCAGCCCAAGUGGCAGGGGAAAGCACCACAACAGCUUCCCACCCCAGUACAACCACUACCACCGCUGCCACCACUACAACCACCCAAGUGCCCAGCACCACGUCCUCACCCAGGACCAGCAGCCGAGGUCUCCCAGGCACUGGCCUGCCCAUUGGAGAGCGUAGCCCCAUUACUGAGCGGCCCGCAACCCCCAACCGUGUACGAGAGACAGAGUGUGAAGGGACUCUGGAGGCGGUGGAGGAGCCCGUCAAGCAGCACAGCUACGGGCGCAACGAAGGGGCCUGGAUGAAGGACCCUGCUGCCAAGGACGACCGUAUCUACGUCACCAACUACUACUACGGGAACAGCCUGGUGGAGUUCCGCAAUCUGGAGAACUUCAAGCAAGGGCGUUGGAGCAACCUGUACAAGCUGCCCUACAACUGGAUCGGGACGGGUCACGUUGUGUUCCAGGGUGCCUUCUACUACAACCGGGCCUUCACCAAGAACAUCAUAAAGUACGACCUGCGGCAGCGCUUUGUGGCGGCCUGGUCCAUGCUGCACGAUGUGGUGUACACAGACACUACCCCAUGGAAGUGGCGAGGCCACUCGGACAUCGAUUUUGCCGUGGACGAGAGCGGCCUGUGGGUCAUCUACCCUGCGACGGAUUAUGACUACACCCAGCAGGAAGUCAUUGUAGUGAGCAAGCUGGACCCGGGAGACCUUUCGGUUCGCAAGGAGUCCACCUGGAAAACGGGCCUGAAGCGCAACUCCUACGGGAACUGCUUCCUCGUCUGUGGGAUCCUUUACGCUGUGGAUGAGUACAACACCAAGGAAGGCCAGGUGAUCUAUGCCUACGACACGCACACGGACACCGAGGCCAACCCCAAGCUCCCUUUCAUCAAUGAGUUUGCCUUCACCACGCAGAUAGAUUACAACCCGAAGGAGAAGGUCCUCUAUGCUUGGGACAAUGGCCACCAGGUCACCUACAGACUGCGCUUUGUGGUGUGAGAGUCUGGCCCUCCAGCGUGGUCUGUGUGCGGGUGUCCCAGCUGUUCCCUCACAUCUCAGAUGAAGAAAGAGCCUGGGGUCCAUGAAUGGACCAAACCAAAACCAAUUCAUGGACUGUAGAGCUGGGCAUGGCUCAAGGCUAGCCAUUGUUUUCUAGGCAAAUAAGCUUCCAUAGAGUGGGUCACUGUGUUGAAGAGCUUCCAAGGUGCUGGAGAAGGGGAAGAACAGGAGGAAGGGAAGUCUCUCAUGUUAGCUCCAUCUUCCCCUAUUAAGCCUCUCACCUUCUUCUUCAAAGGUGUCCUCCUAGAGUGUGUGUGUAUAUAUAUACAUAUAUGUAAGUAAGGCGUGCUGAUCCGUGAGUCGAACCAAAAUUCCCAGUUGAAUCAUAUCUUUAUUAGGACCAAACAAAAUUGAACAGAGUUGUACAGUUUUUUGAGUUUCUCAGAACUCUGGGUAGGGCUUUCUUUCUGGUACUGCCUUCUCAGAGGAAGAGUUCUGGGCAACUUAAACACUUGCACACAACGGUUGCAUUUUGACCGGCCCUAAAUGACAGUAUGUGUUUGGUUCGUAGCCUGGUCCAACUUGAUGAUGAUGAUGAUGAUGAAUGAGACUUCUCUCUUUGCAUUCACCUGAUCCCGAUUAUGGGAUGGGUCGCAAAUUAUACCAUGCAGAUCCCAAUGUUCAUAUCCAUAUCCAGACUGUUGUGCUGACCCACAAUCUAUUGGCUUAUCAAUACAGUUACUGAUAAGCUCAGAAGUAGUUGCUCUGUGCAGAUAACACAAGGCAUCUUUCUUAUGAUUGUAACAGUCCAACGUCUAAAGCAUCUCUCCAGUCUGAGAGUCUAAUGGAGUCUGUACAUUCUAAAACGGAGUCUGAGUCCUGAACAGUCCCAGAUCUGAUCCCAUGGUCUGCAGCCCCUCCCACAACAGAGUUAAGGAAAACUGCAUACCAAUACACGCGUAUACAAUAGCAUAAGCAAUCUGAAUUAUAUACAUAACAAGUAACUAGUAUAGGAGGCUUGUAGACAGUUGCAAUUUCCAACAUGUCUAUUUCAUAUAGGACAUUAUGGAUAGGGAGAAAGAGGGAAACCAAAAA
Anolis sagrei ordinatus is the source of this 3098-nucleotide messenger RNA. It is a transcript of the gene OLFML2A, whose product is annotated as olfactomedin like 2A. Gene Ontology annotation, biological process: signal transduction. Lineage: Eukaryota; Metazoa; Chordata; Lepidosauria; Squamata; Anolidae. The record is from RefSeq and is a predicted model, not a curated record.